AGUCAGCGCGUGUCAAGUCAACUGUCGGGAAGAGACGGUCCGGUUUCAUCCGUUCCCGCCUCCCGCAAGGAGCCGUGCUCCCCACCCGCCAGGAGCUUUACUUCCCUUUCCACCUGGCGCCGUCGGUCGAUGCCGUUGUGUUUUGUGGCGCGGCGUCGUGGUGGUCCGUCGCCGUGCCUGGAGGGAGGGCUGAGGGGUGUCGCCAGUCGGGGCCGGUGUGGAUGUCGCGUGGCCGCUACUGUUGACGAGGUGUUCAACGGGAACGGUCGUGCCAGGGCCGAGCUGGACUGGAUGUGAUAUGAAGACGUAAUUCACGGAUGUAGUGACGACGGAUAGUGCAGAAAGUGAAUUGGGAAGGUGAAGUGGCCGGAUUAUUGAGUCAGUUGUGUGAAGUAAGAAUCGCACCUGUGAAAGCUCAGCAUCGAGUUCGCUACCUGGCUGCCAAACUAUCGUCUGUUCUGUGCCAAACUAUCGUCCGACCAUGUCGCCCUCUCUGGCCACCCUCUCACUCUGUCUGGCUCUGCUCUCUCCCGCCUCGUCUCUCCUCUAUCCCCGCGCGUCCGAGUCCCGUGACCUGGUCUCCUUAGACGGCAUCUGGCAGUUCAGGGUCUCUCCGCCGGGAGACCCGAACGCCGGCUUCCGCGAGGCCUGGUACUCGGCGCGCCUGUCCGAGAGCGGCACGACCAUCCCGAUGCCGGUGCCCUGCAGCUUCAACGACAUCACUGCCGACGACGAGAUCCGCAACUACAUCGGCUGGGCGUGGUACGACCGCGAGCUGUACGUGCCGUCCGCCUGGUCGGACCGGCGCGUCGUGCUCAGGUUCGGCAGCGUCAACUACAACGCCGUGGUCUGGGUGAACGGCCACUCGGCCGGCUCCCACGAGGGCGGCCACCUGCCGUUCGAGCUCGAGGUGACGUCUCUGCUGAACAUGGGAGCUGCCAACUGGCUGACGGUGGCCGUGAACAAUACACUGGACCUGGAGACUAUCCCCCAGGGAAAGAUCACCUUCAAGAAUGACACAACACGCUACCCGGAUGGCUUCUUCGAGCAAUCGUACAACUUCGAGUACUUCCAUUACGCCGGCAUCCACCGCUCCGUGCAGCUGUUCACCACGCCGCUGGCGGUCCACAUCAAGGACAUUACCAUCACGACCAACUUCUCUACGGACCCCAGCGGUCUGCGGACCGCUUUCGUCAGCUACGAGGUCGAUGUGGUGAGGUCAGCGAAGGCCUCGGCCAGGUCGAGCCUGGUCAAAAUCCGGGACCAGCGCGGACGAGCGGUGCACUUCAAAAGCCUUCCACUUUUGCCAAAGUACGGCCGUAUCCGAGGGAUGGUCACAAUCCCGAACGCUACCCUCUGGUGGCCCGUGGGGAUGGGAGAGACCCCAGGGUUCCAGUAUACACUCGAGGUCGUCGAAACUGCCGACACUGCCACCAGACGCGGCGCCGCCGCAGAGGUGGACGUCUACCGUCAGCUGUUCGGCGUGCGGACGGUAACCUGGGAUUCGAACCGGCUCUACGUCAACAACCGUCCGUUCUACUUCCGUGGCUUCGGUAAACACGAGGACGCCAACAUCGUGGGCCGAGGUCUGAGCCUGCCCCUCAUCAUGCGCGACAUCAACCUCAUCCUCUGGAGCGGCGCCAACUCGUUCCGCACCUCCCACUACCCGUACGCCGAGGAGCUGCUCGACCAAACCGACGCCGCUGGCAUCGUCGUCAUAGACGAAAGCCCCGCCAUCGGCCUGGAGGGCUUCGGCGCGACGCUGCUCGCCAAGCACAAGCGUGUGAUGGAGGAGCUGGUGGCUCGCGACAAGAACCGCCCCUCGGUACUGGUCUGGUCGCUGGGUAACGAGCCUCAAUCGGCCGAGGAGGCCGCCGGGCCGUACUUCAAAGCCGUGUACGAUCACACACGGGCGCUCGACCCGACCCGGGCCAUCACCACGGUGGUGUCUGUCGGUGCCGACAAGGACCAGGCGUCGGCAUCGAUGGACCUCGUCCUCAUCAACCGCUACUUCGGCUGGUACUCGGACAGCGGCCGGGCCGAGGUCAUCGAGCGUCAAAUGCUGACCGAAGCAGCUGCCUGGCACUGGACGUUCGGGAAACCCCUGGUCGUCUCGGAAUACGGCGCCGGCAGUGUGGCGGGUCUCCGCGACCUCCCCGCCUUCAUCUGGACGGAGGACUACCAGGCUGAGUUCCUGCGCCAGUACCACAAGGCGUUCGACAAGCUCAUCAGCACGGAGACGUGGUUCGCUGGAGAGAUGGUGUGGAACUUUGCCGACUUCGCCGUGCCGCGCGAGUACAUCCGGCCGCAGUUCUGUAUGAAGGGGAUGUUCACCAGGGAGCGGAAGCCCAAGCUGGCCGCCUACGUCCUACGGGACCGCUACACUCGGCUGGCGGAGCUGGAGGCGGCCAGGUGGACCCCGAAGGCCUGAUUUGCUCACUUGACAGCCUCCAGUGCCGUGCUUUGAAUCAUGGAAAGAUUGAUGCCCCGCACUGCGUGACGAUGGCUUGAUGUUAUGAUUCGUGUCGGGCGUGGUUUGUUUCUUCUUGCAUGUGCUACAGGUGAAAUAGUUGUCUUUGCUGAAAAAAUUAAGGUUAAAAAAUUAACGUUCGUCAAGGGUUUUGCUAUUAUGAUGCAAUUGCAAAGAGCCUAGAUGCGACCAAGUGUUAACGGGUGUGAAAAAUGAAUUACGUUCCAUUGUCUUUUAUCCUUGGCGUUCUCUUCUCAACACUCAUUCACAUCCCUGCUGUAACCAAGGAUGGAAUGCAA
Amphibalanus amphitrite is the source of this 2769-nucleotide messenger RNA. Its product is annotated as beta-glucuronidase-like. The record is from RefSeq and is a predicted model, not a curated record. Gene Ontology annotation, biological process: glucuronoside catabolic process; carbohydrate metabolic process. The transcript has a single exon. Gene Ontology annotation, molecular function: beta-glucuronidase activity; carbohydrate binding. NCBI's taxonomy places the organism in Eukaryota, Metazoa, Arthropoda, Thecostraca, Balanomorpha, Balanidae. The coding region runs from base 482 to 2431 and encodes 649 amino acids.